This is a messenger RNA of Musa acuminata AAA Group (dessert banana), 1304 nucleotides long. Its product is annotated as aquaporin NIP1-1-like. The record is from RefSeq and is a predicted model, not a curated record. Gene Ontology annotation, molecular function: channel activity. Gene Ontology annotation, cellular component: membrane. The coding region runs from base 80 to 1072 and encodes 330 amino acids. The transcript is spliced from 5 exons. Gene Ontology annotation, biological process: transmembrane transport. Lineage: Eukaryota; Viridiplantae; Streptophyta; Magnoliopsida; Zingiberales; Musaceae.
UUGAUGUGUUUGCUGGUGGGUUGUUGGAUCAGCUUCCAAUCUUCUCUGCACUGUUUCUCGAUCAGUGGUUAGUCCAGAGAUGCAAGAAUUGGGCUAUGAAGGGCCAAUAAAUAGAACCCUAAAUGUCAUUGGACUCGACGUUGUCUUCUUCCUUGCCUCUUUUUUAGGUUGUGGUGAUCCAGAAGUGGGAGAGAUGAGUAGGGCGGGAGAGGCCUGUUGUUCUGAUGGCUCGGAAGAAAGGUUUGUGGAGGAGAGGAGUGCUGCUGAUCGAGGAGAGGAGCGUGUUACUCUCGAUCAUGCAGGAGGCGGGAGCUGUUCAGCCGAAGCUUGUGUCUUCACCUUCUCUUUCUGUUUCCUCCAAAAGAUCAUUGCCGAGAUCUUGGGCACCUACUUUAUGAUAUUUGCUGGGUGUGGUUCGGUCGCAGUGAAUCUAAGCACCGGCAUCGUCACAUUCCCCGGCAUAUGCUUGGCCUGGGGGCUCGUGGUCAUGGCCAUGGUGUACUCCCUCGGCCACGUCUCCGGCGCCCACUUCAAUCCCGCCGUCACCAUCGCCUUCGCCACAUGCGGAAGGUUCCCGUGGAGGCAGGUGCCAGCUUACGUUUCAGCUCAGGUUUUGGGAUCGACCAUCUCGAUCGGGACGCUGAGGUUGCUGUUCGGAGGGAAGCAUGGCCAGUUCCUGGGAACGGUUCCCGCCGGCUCCGACCUCCAGUCCCUGGUUCUCGAGUUCAUCAUCUCCUUUUACCUGAUGUUUGUGAUCUCCGGCGUCGCCACAGACAGCAGAGCAAUCGGAGAACUGGCAGGGUUGGUAGUCGGAGCCACCGUGGUGGUAAAUGUGCUCUUCGCCGGGCCGAUCUCAGGAGCAUCGAUGAACCCGGCGAGGAGCCUCGGCCCGGCGAUCAUCGCAAACCGGUGGGAGGGGCUAUGGGUGUACAUCGUGGGUCCCAUCUGCGGCACCGUGCUCGGUGCCUGGGCCUACAAUCUCAUCCGCUUCACCGACAGGCCCCUGCUUGAGAUCACCAACACUGCCACCGCCUCCUUCCUCAAAAGACUCACCAGGAAGGACUCCGCCUGAAUCAUCUGCCAAAGGAGUCUAAACUUGUAGGUAGCAACGCAGGGCUUUCGCUUGCUCUGCUGGUCCAUUGUUGAGCAUGGAUCGCUUCUCCUACAAUGAUACCAAAUCGUCAUCCUAUUGUUCUAUAAGACGUGCAAGACAUUCUUUAUUCUACAGAAGAUUGUAAAUUAUAUAUUAUUAAUAAAUUUACUAUUCAGAACCAUUUACUAAUUAUUAUUGAUGAGAGAAAAAU